Molecule: messenger RNA, 1131 nt
Organism: Aspergillus japonicus CBS 114.51
Lineage: Eukaryota; Fungi; Ascomycota; Eurotiomycetes; Eurotiales; Aspergillaceae
Product: fasciclin domain-containing protein
Exons: 3
Coding region: 1-1131 (376 amino acids)
Source: RefSeq, a predicted model, not a curated record
AUGCUAGCCCUUCCAGCAAUCGCAGCCGUCGCUGCAAUCCUCACCAACGCCGUCGUGGCUGCUCCACUGAUGGACACGCUUCUCGAAAUCCCCGAGCUCUCCACGUACGCGCAUGUGUACAAUAGGACGGGGGGCAUUGUGGAGAUCAAUCCGAUGUUCACGAAGCGGUUCAACUACGACACCGACACGCGCAACUACACCUUCCUGGCUCCGACCAACGCUGCAUGGGCCAAGAUCCCCCAACCGAUCUUCGACAUCCUCCUCACCCAACAAGCCUACCCGCUCAUCGAAGCCCUCCUGCGCACGCACAUCAUCGAAGCCCGCCUGACCGCCUCCGAACUCGUCAGCGUCUCCGCCACCAGCGGCGUAGGCGGCAUCUCAACCUCACUCCAGCUCUCCAACACGACCGCGCAAUUCCACAGGGGGGUGCUCACCAAGACGGUGCAGGGGUACUACAUCGACGCGACCACCGCAGCAAACGGGACGGUGCGCCUCGACGACCAGGCCGCGAUCGUGCAAGCCGACCUCCCGGCAGACAACGGGCUGAUCCACGCGAUCGACCAGCUCAUCGACCCGUUCCUGGUCUACGGCGGCGGGCCCAGCAACCGCACCACGGCCCCGUCCUACGAGUCCACUGAUCUGACCAUCGGCGCGUUCGUGCAGACCGACGCCCGGCUGAUCAAUGCGUCGCAGAUCCUGUCGGUCAAUUCCCCGGAUACCGUCCGGCGGCUGUCGCGUCAGUCCCCCGAGAAACAGUUCUUCGUCGUCCCGCGGAAUGAGGCGUUCGAGCUGAUGCCUACCAUCUUGCCUGUGUACCAUACGCUGGUCUCGCCGUACAAAAGCCCCUUCGACACGCUGCUGUGGCAGUACGGCUGGGUCGACAGCGGCGGCGAGCGGUUCGACAGUCGCGCGCUCCACGGCAACAGCUCGCUCUCCGUGGCCAGCGAUGUGACCGGGCUGAAUAUCACGGUGACCCGCGAGGACGGGGCGGCCGUGUUCGUCAUGAAUGCCGGGCUGGUGACGCAGGUCGAGGCCGCCAAUGGGUUCCUGUGGAUCGUGGAUCGGUGGUUGGAUCCGCUGUACCAAGCGUUCGGGCCGGUGGAUCGCUUUGGGGCGCCGGAGUGGGCUUAG